AGAUCCAAGAGCAAGAUGAAACUGGGAGUCGCUUUGUGCGUUUUGGGGCUGGCGGUGGCCAUCGAGGGGUUGAGCGAAGAGCAGAAGAAGCGGCUGGAGGAGUACUCCAAGGAGUGUCUUGAGGUCUCCAAGGUGGAGGAGGCGGUGCUGAAGGAGGCAGAGAAAGGGGUGUUCUUGGAUGAUCCCAAACUGAAAGUGCAUGCGCUGUGUUUCUCGAAGAAAAUUCACAUGCAGAACGAGAAAGGAGAAAUUCAAGUUGAUGUCAUCAAGGAGAAACUGACGAGUCAGAUCAAGAGUGCGGAGGAGGUGGAGAAGGUCGUGAAGUUGUGUCUGGUGCAGAAAGACACCCCGGAGAAUACGGCAUUCGAGGGGCUGCAGUGCCUCCAGAAAAACGUGCCAAAAGAUGUUGUGCUUUUUUAAAGGCUGU
Molecule: messenger RNA, 427 nt
Organism: Zophobas morio
Lineage: Eukaryota; Metazoa; Arthropoda; Insecta; Coleoptera; Tenebrionidae
Product: B2 protein-like
Exons: 2
Coding region: 16-420 (134 amino acids)
Molecular function (GO): odorant binding
Source: RefSeq, a predicted model, not a curated record